AAUUAUGAUUAAGGUAUAUAUUCCCAACAUCUUAAUUUUGGAUGUAGUAGUUAUAUUAGAUCUCAAUCACGCUAGUUUUCUCAUCUCAUUUUCAAAAUGGGCUGUAAGUUUUUUUUUCCUGUGGAAAUUCCUGUAUUACUAUGUGUUAUUAGUCAAGUUUUAUUGGGUCCAAUUUCGACGAAUCUUUUUAUCUACAGAACCUGUUACGUUAUAUUGAAUUACAAUAAAUCGGAAUGUGAACAGUUGGGAAACGAAAGUAAUAAUAUUACCAAAAGACUGGAACCGUUAGUUCAGCCGACAGUUAAUAAUAUUGAAACCAUUAUGAUGAUAUCGGAAUCGAUUUUUCCAAUUAUAUUUAGUAUUUGUGUUGGAAUAAUAUCUGAUAAAAUAGGACGAAAACCAUUCUUAGUUCUAUGUAUUGCAGGGCUUACAGUAUCAAAUGCUCUAAAUACAUUGGUUGCGCAUUUUGAAAAUAUUUCACCUUGGUUUUUUAUUGCAACAUCAAUGCCGUCAGUCUUGACUGGAUCGUUUGGUACAGUAUCUCUUAUAGCAGGCAUGAUUUUGGCAGAUACAACAACUCCAAAGACAAGGGUUGUUAGAAUGGGACUUUAUGAUGCAUCGAUGUCCGCUGCUAAUAUACUUGCAAGUCUCGCUUCUUCUUACGUACUGUACGCUACUAGUUAUACGAUGGUAUAUCUAAUAUCAACGAUACUGUUAAUUACGAGUGUUCUUUACGUAAUAAUUUUGCUACCUGAAUCUCUUCACACAGAAACUAAAAAACCAUCUUGCAAAGAACUAAUUCCGAUGUUAAAGAUCACAGAUAUCUUAAAAGUCCCAUUUAAGAAGAGAGAAGGAGGACACUACGUUCUUAUAUUUACGGCAAUUCUUGGAGCUUUUUCCUUUGCGUUUAGGGGAGAGUUUCUUCUCAAAACGCUUUAUGUAAGGCAAAAAGUUUCCUGGACAUUACCACAAAUUACGUACGCUAGCUGUUAUAACAGUAUUUUAUUAAUUGUGGGGACUGUAUUUGGGACCACAGUUUUGUAUAAGAUACUAAAAAUCAAAGAAUUGCCACUUAUCGUGUUUUCAUAUUCAAUGGAAGCUGUGACAAGUCUUCUGUUGGCUUUGGCAACUAAUAGUUAUUUUAUAAUAGCAGCAUAUACUACUCAUUGUUUUGGUGGGCUUGCUGGAUCGAUGAUUAGAGCACUAAUGUCGUUCAUGGUGGAGCGCCAAGAAUUGGGAAAACUUUACGCUGCUUCUGGUGUUCUAGACAGUGUAGUAGGAAUGAUUUCUAUGAGCAUUUAUCCUCAAAUAUAUAAUGCAACAAUAAAUAUCAACAGUGGUAUUUUCUAUUUCGUUAAUAUGGGCAUAUAUGCUAUAUUAGCGUUGGUUGUUCUAUAUUUGAUGAGAUAUGAGAUGCCCAAACCAACUGCAUCAAAUUAUGAAACAGAAGAUACAACAAAUAAUGAAAUUAAUGAUAUUGAGGAGAAAUCAGAAACAGAAUAAAAUUCUCAUUCCUAUACAUUACUAUACUUAAAUACUCUAUUAGGUUAAAUUUAUUGGAGAGCCACUAAUUUAACAUUAUGUUCUAUGAACAAAGUUUGUACAUAUAUUUUUUUUACAAAUAAAACCAUUUCUGUGAUA
Molecule: messenger RNA, 1641 nt
Organism: Diabrotica virgifera virgifera (western corn rootworm)
Lineage: Eukaryota; Metazoa; Arthropoda; Insecta; Coleoptera; Chrysomelidae
Product: proton-coupled folate transporter
Exons: 7
Coding region: 97-1503 (468 amino acids)
Biological process (GO): transmembrane transport
Cellular component (GO): membrane
Molecular function (GO): transmembrane transporter activity
Source: RefSeq, a predicted model, not a curated record